GUAAGUCCUAUUUCAGAAAUAAAAACAUUUAAGUCUUAUUUUGCUAUAUCUUCCAUGUCUUUUUUCUUUAUUCAAUGGAAGGUCAAACUAAAUUGGAUGGGAGUAUUUCGAGUAAAAACACGAGUCGGAAAAAAGGAAAAUGAAGAGAGAAAAAAGAGAAAAGCGACCAAGAGAGGCGCCGAUUUAACUGCCGCCGAUCAGCCAUGGAUAGAAACUUGGAGGUUGCUUCAAUUAAGAAGAAAAACGCAAGGAGUUCCACUAGAGAGACAAAAAGGGGGGGAAACAGAGGAUUAGGGUUAGAGAGAGAUAGAAGCCGAAAGACGAGGCCCGUGGAUAAAAAGUCCAUUACAGUCAGUGUGGAAAUAGGUUCCCGAACGCCAAAUGUGCUUCGUCUGGAUGGGUUCAAAUCUUCCGAUACCAUUAGCGACGUCAAGGUGCGGGCCUGCCAGACAGCAAAGGACCUUGGUUUGGGUCCACUUAAGUGUUGCAUUAGAUCAAUGAUGUCUCUAGAAGGACGGCAUUUGGAGGACAACCAGACUCUAGCAUCUUUAUUCCGCCGUGGCUGCUCAGACUCGUCUCUCUUCUUGUUUUACUUCCCAGGCGUGGCUAAAGAUAUCAUAGAAGAGCCCAUGGAGGAGAUGCGCUGGUUGCGGAUCUGUAAGCUUGUGCGGUUUAGUGAGGAGGCACACGAGAACAACUGGGUUGAUGAAGAGGAGUACUACAAGGGCAGCUACGACGAGGACGAUCCAGUCUCGAUUGAAAAGAGGCCAAAAUUCAUUCAUGCGCCGCUCCCAUUUGCUCAGGUUCCAAACCUAUGCACUCAUGGAAGAUAUGAGUUGCUGGACAUCUUGCGGAGACCCAUUUCAUUUUCUAAGAUCAGGCACACCCACUGUGUCGCUACCGCUGCAUCUGUUGUCCUUUUGGCGCUGAAUGAUCGGAUUCUGAAGGACCUGGUGUCCUUAAAUACGAAGCCUGAAUACCUUGUGAUUCGUGUGAGUUGGGACAAAUUGUCUUACGUAUUUGUCAGGGUAUUGAGGGAAUCAAACGCUGACAUUCCCAUUGUUGCUGUCACUGACCUUGACCCCCACCACCUGGACCUCCUGACCUUCCUUGACACACCUCCCGACUUCUUGCCUAGCUGCUAUGGGUGGGAUCUCACCAGAGACUUUGGACAAGACGUGUGUGCUAGUAGCAUUGAUUUUGUGGACAUCAAGUGGCUUGGGCUGAGGCCUUUUGACUAUCGGCCACACCACACUUCUUCUGAUGGCGCUUCCCGUUGUCCUGGCUUUGACAAGGUCAUUCGCAUGCUCAGGGCCAAUCCUUUUCUCCGUAGGAAGAAAGAGUGGUUAGAAGCAUUGGAUUGGCUUGACUUGUUUGGUAAGUGUGUGUCAUUACAUCUUCUGGCUCCUCCAUUAGAUCCUAAUGAUAGUUCCAUCUUUUUGGGGGAUGAUUACCUCUCUAAGAAAGUAUCCGAAAAAGAUUGGGCUUAAGUAUAACUGCCGUGGCACUAAAUGCUUCUGUGUAUC
This is a messenger RNA of Cuscuta campestris, 1526 nucleotides long. The record is from the annotation of a GenBank genome assembly. Lineage: Eukaryota; Viridiplantae; Streptophyta; Magnoliopsida; Solanales; Convolvulaceae.